UCCAAUCUGACAAUCCGUCUGUUCUGUUGGAGUUGAUUUGGCUUCCAGCAAACCGCAAAACCCCACCCCCACAUAUUAGAGGGAGCUCUGCAAGCACCUGACGUCAUUUGACACGAGCUUCGUUGGGCAUUUCAAGGCUCUGAUCCAGGACUCUUGCCACAUCUCACCACUUACAUUCUUACAUACCAUAAUUCAUCACUGGAGCAACUCAGCCCGAAUUCAUCACCAUGGCAGACACCACAGAAAACCAGGUCCCUGUCGACGAGACCCCCAUCUCUUCCGUCAAGACCAACUCCGCUCGCAAGAACUCCCUUUCCAACUACCUCAAGCACCGACCCGAACGCUCCGAGCUUGUAGAGAAGAACAUCCUCCCAGACUCUACAGCCGCACCCGGUCUCCUCGCUCAGCAAAAAGAGCUUCAGAAACACAUGCUUGGUGACAAGCUCAACGACAAGAUUUCGCAUCGCCCGUCUCCCGAUGAGCUCCUCAAGGAGGGUGUUCUACACGAAGACCCGCGCUCUCCAGAGGAAAAGUACGCAGAGGCCAUCGAGGAGGAGUACGCUAAGCGGGAGGGCGGCGCUUAAACAGCUUUAGAGCUGUAGAGCGAACACGUGCUAGAAGCGGAUGCUGGGAAAUGCGACUCGUUUUUGCGCAAAUGAGGAAAGUCCCCAUUUGGAGAAACAGUUGGGAGGAGAUGGGAUUGUUUGAAAGCUUGGGAUUCAGUGUGUUUGUCUAGGAGCUCGCGUGAUGUCCAACAAGGAUUUGAAACAAAACAAGGCCUACAUCUUGAGAUUGGCAGUUUUGCCACAGCCGUUCCCAAUCUCAGGUUCAAUGCAAAGCCUAAAAAUAAAACCUUUAAAAAAAAAAUUGACAAGUCGAGUAAAUUAUAACAUCCC
This is a messenger RNA of Trichoderma virens Gv29-8, 896 nucleotides long. RefSeq lists its product as uncharacterized. The transcript has 3 exons. The coding region runs from base 228 to 584 and encodes 118 amino acids. NCBI's taxonomy places the organism in Eukaryota, Fungi, Ascomycota, Sordariomycetes, Hypocreales, Hypocreaceae. The record is from RefSeq and is a predicted model, not a curated record.